Molecule: messenger RNA, 1028 nt
Organism: Meloidogyne enterolobii
Lineage: Eukaryota; Metazoa; Nematoda; Chromadorea; Rhabditida; Meloidogynidae
Source: the annotation of a GenBank genome assembly
UUUGGUGUUUUGCCAAUUUAUUUAUCAAAAAGUUAACAUUUUUUGCUUAUUUUUUUUCUUCUUUUACGUUCUUCUUCGUUCUUUUUUUGACUCAUUUUUGAGUCAUUUUCCUCAAUUUUUGUUCAAUUUUUGGUUAAUUUUAGAAAGGUUUUUGAAGAUUAAAAUGACUGACCAGCAAGAAAUGACUCCAGAUUCAUUUUUAAAAGAUGAAAAUGAAAAAAAUCCUGGUUCGUAUGAUGAAUUGCACAGAAAGUGCAAAGAAUUGUUCCCGGUCUGUUUUGAAGGAGCUAAAGGAAUGGUUCAAAAACCACUGAGCCAGCGUUUUCAGAUUUCUCAUAGUAUGAGCAUUUCUCAAGCAGCCACAGGUUAUCGUUUGGGAGCUACUUAUGUCGGCACUAAACUAACUGGUCCGGGCGAGGCAUUUCCUGUUUUGUUGGGUGAUAUGGAUUUGUUUGGGAAUACUGCUGGGACUAUUAUACAUCAAAUUGGACGAUAUCGGAUGAAGUUACAAGGACAAGUUCAAAUGAGUAAAUUAGCUGCUGCACAAGUUUCACUUGAACGGCGUGGACGCCUUUCAACAAUCGGAAUGACUUUGGCAAAUUUAAAUCCAUUUAAUGGCAAUGGUGUUUUUGUUGCUCAAUAUCUUCGAAGGCUGACUGAACGUUUAGAUUUGGGUGCUGAAUUUGUUUAUCAGAAGGAUCCGAGAAUGCCAGGAGGCCAAAUCAGCGCCCUUUCUUAUGCUGCUCGUUAUACUAUGCCUGAUUAUAUAUUUUCUGGAUCUACAGCAAUUAAUUCUGCUACAGCUUCUUUUACUACAGCUCAUUUAUGUUAUUACCAUAAACAGAGUGAUCAUUUGCAAUUUGGUGUUGAAUUGGAAGCGAAUUUUCGUAUGCAGGUUCAUACUGAUUUUUUUGUUGUUGUGUUAAUAAUGUUUGGGGGUCCCUUGUAAGAUAUCACUAGGAUUGUCAACUUGUCUCCAAGUAUAGUGAGUAAGGAUGUAGACACAGGGCCGAUUUCAGAGGGGGGGG